AUGGGGAAGAAGCCGCCGCACCAGUCCGACAUAGAGGCGGCGCGAUAUCCCCCACCUCCACCGCCUAAUUUCUACAUUCCACAGCCUCCUCUGUGGUUCUCAUGGUUGGUGCCACUCAUUUUCUUGGCCAACAUUGCCUGCUUCGUCUAUACCAUGUACGAAAAUGAUUGCCCUGCCUACUUGAACGACGAGUCUUGCCUUUUCUCUGAAUAUCUUGGCAGGUUCUCCUUCCAACCCUUCCGGGAAAACCCUCUCCUUGGCCCUGCCAUCCGCACGUUGCGGCUGUUAGGAGCCCUUGAAGAGGACCUAGUGGUGGAGCGACAAGAAGUAUGGCGCUUCUUUUCCUGCAUGUUUCUUCACGCUGGAGUCGUGCAUUUGCUAGCCAAUAUGUUCAGCCUUCUCUUUAUAGGGAUUAGGCUUGAGAAGGAAUUCGGAUUUUUUAGAAUCGGACUCUUAUAUGUGCUUUCUAGCUUUGGCGGAAGUUUGCUGUCCAUUUUGCAUUUGAAACAGAAUAGGUCAAGUACCGUAUCAGUUGGUGCAUCUGGUGCACUUUUUGGUCUUCUGGGUGCCAUGCUUUCCGAGCUUCUAACGAACUGGAGUAUCUAUGCCAAUAAGUGUGCAGCUCUUGCAAGCCUACUGAUCAUUGUUGGCCUAAACUUGGCUGUUGGAUUUCUACCUCAUGUGGACAAUUCAGCUCAUGUCGGAGGUUUCUUGACAGGAUAUUUCCUCGGUUUUGUUCUUUUAAUGCGCCCUCAAUAUGGAUACGUAAAUCGCAAAUAUAUACCUCCUGGAUAUGAUGUGAAACGUAAAUCAAAGUACAAAUGGUAUCAAUAUUUCUACCUGUUCGUGUCACUCGUCAUUUUGAUUCUCGGAUUUGCAUACUGCCUGGCUAACCUGUACGUAGAAAAUGCAGCCGACAAAUUUCCCUUCAUACAGAGUUAUCCAAGAUGAAGGGUUCUAACUGCGCAGUCAGUUCUUCAGUUUGCAUUACAAAGUGAAAAGCUUCCCUUUCAGGAGCGUUUGAGACAGAAACAGAUAAUGAAAGCUUCG
This is a messenger RNA of Vigna angularis (adzuki bean), 1050 nucleotides long. Its product is annotated as RHOMBOID-like protein 5. The record is from RefSeq and is a predicted model, not a curated record. NCBI's taxonomy places the organism in Eukaryota, Viridiplantae, Streptophyta, Magnoliopsida, Fabales, Fabaceae. The coding region runs from base 1 to 951 and encodes 316 amino acids. The transcript is spliced from 5 exons. Gene Ontology annotation, molecular function: serine-type endopeptidase activity. Gene Ontology annotation, biological process: proteolysis. Gene Ontology annotation, cellular component: membrane.